Molecule: messenger RNA, 834 nt
Organism: Canariomyces notabilis
Lineage: Eukaryota; Fungi; Ascomycota; Sordariomycetes; Sordariales; Chaetomiaceae
Exons: 1
Coding region: 1-834 (277 amino acids)
Cellular component (GO): mitochondrion
Source: RefSeq, a predicted model, not a curated record
AUGCGCGCCCUUGAAUCCCUCUACCACGCCUACCUCCCGGUCCAAAACUUCCACCGUCUUGCCCACGGCGCAUCCCGGAUCCCACUUCGACGAGCUACAACAACAAGACCACACCCUCCGCCUCCACCCUCGAGCCCCGCAGUCCUCGGUCGACCACCAAGGCAAACAAGAAGCUACAGCCAGGAAGCAAGGGAAUACAACAGAGGCAGUCACGGCGACAACAACAACAACAACUUCCCCCCACAAAAUCCAACCCUAUCCCGCGCAGAACGCCUCCUCUCCCGCCUCCCCCGCCCCCUGCAGCGCUACACCACCCGCCUGCGCGGCGCGCCUGUCACCCACGUGGCCGCGUUUUUGGCGCUCCACGAGAUAACGGCUGUGGUGCCCCUUUUGGGACUGUUUGCCCUGUUCCACUACUAUAAUAAUAACAAUAGUAGCAAUGAUACCAAUGAGGGUGGCGGGCUGGUGGGCUACCUGCUGGAGCAUUACGGGGGGUAUGUGAGUGAGGGCGUGGGGAGGUUUGAGAGGUGGUUUAGGAGGCGGGGUUGGUUUGGGUUCGGUCAGGGUCAGGAUGAUCAUGAACAUGGGGAGGGGGGUGGUAGUGGUGGUGGUGGUGGGGAGGGGGAGGGGGAGGGAGGCAUGUCGUUGUUAGGGUUGUGGCAGGGGAAGCAGGGCGACAAGUAUCGUGUCGUGGUCGAGGUGGCGUUGGCGUAUGCCGUGACAAAGGUGCUUCUGCCGGUAAGGAUCAUGGCGAGCUUGUGGGCGACGCCGUGGUUUGCGGGGGUGCUGAUGAGGGUUGGUAAGGUGCUGGGGAGGGGAGGGAAGAGAGGGUAG